Molecule: messenger RNA, 607 nt
Organism: Guillardia theta CCMP2712
Lineage: Eukaryota; Cryptophyceae; Pyrenomonadales; Geminigeraceae
Exons: 2
Coding region: 8-565 (185 amino acids)
Biological process (GO): mitochondrial fission
Cellular component (GO): mitochondrion
Source: RefSeq, a predicted model, not a curated record
AGGUGAGAUGGAUUUGAAGCACGAUAGCGAUAAGCAAGAGCACGACGUGUUCAAAGACACGCCUGUCAGGUUCUUGGGAUAUGCCAACGAGCUCGGUGAAUCCUUUCGUCCUGUGGUCCCGCGGUCGUGGGUGACAGCCUCCUACGUCCUUGCGGGGUCAUACGUUCUAGCAGACACCACACACAAAUCGUGGGAGUCGAUGUCAGAUAAGCAGAAGCAUAGCUCUGACAGAAUGAAGAUGGCCAUCGAACGGGGGUUGGAUACAGCACUGUGGCAGGGGCUGGCAAGCAUAGCUAUCCCUGGAAUCGUCAUCAACAGAAUCGUGUGGGCGGCUUCGAAGGUCAAAGUUCCUGUCCGCUACAGGAGCAUCUUCCCUACGGCGAUGGGGCUAGCAAGCAUCCCCUUCAUUGUCACCCCGAUAGACUGCAUGGUUCACCAUGUGGCUGACUGCACGUACCGGCCUCACAUCAAGAAGGUUGCGGCGUUCGGCACCAGCCUGUUGCAUCCUCCCGGGCAGGAGAGAGGGUUCAGUACUGGGUCGGGAGCAGAGGGCGCUGACGCAUAAAGAGAUGAUCUUAGAUUGAAAUCAAUAAAUUCUACAGCUGGC